This is a messenger RNA of Cordyceps fumosorosea ARSEF 2679, 1668 nucleotides long. Its product is annotated as C6 zinc finger domain protein. Gene Ontology annotation, molecular function: DNA-binding transcription factor activity, RNA polymerase II-specific; zinc ion binding. The coding region runs from base 1 to 1668 and encodes 555 amino acids. Gene Ontology annotation, biological process: regulation of DNA-templated transcription. The transcript has 2 exons. The record is from RefSeq and is a predicted model, not a curated record. Lineage: Eukaryota; Fungi; Ascomycota; Sordariomycetes; Hypocreales; Cordycipitaceae.
AUGGUCGGCGUCCCUGGCCGCUCAAAGGCCUGCAACACCUGCCUCAAGCGCAAGAUUAGGUGCGACCUCGCCAAGCCGUACUGCGGCAACUGCUCCAAGUCGAAACGCGUAUGCGGGGGGUACGCCCGCAAGACGGCCUACGUCUUCUCCGACAACGUCGUCCUGCCCGCAAACGCCGCCCACGACACCGACGGCACCCUGACCUACCAGGGCCGAUGGAAGGGCAGAACCACAAAGAAAUCAACCAAACCAUCACCGCCACGCACAGCAGACCACAAUCUACUCAUUGCAGAAGUCCGCCCGCGUCUACAAUGGCUCACCGAUGACACCUCCUCCGACACCUCCUCCCCCGGCACGACCACCCCGCCACCGCCGCUGGCCGUUCCCAACUUCCUCGACGUCCAGCGCAUCCCCAUGAUGCCGUCGCUGUGGCAGCAGCUGCACCACGUCUUCCUACACGCCUACAUGCCACGCGAGGGCCUCGGCGCCGCCGAGAACGCCGGCGUCGUGACCGGCAACUGGCUGCUGCAGCUGCGCGGGCGGCCCUCCUCGCUGCCCGCCCUGCAGACCGCCGUCGCCGCGCUCGCCACCGCGCAGCUCGGCCGCGAUCACGCUGACGCCGCCCUCCGCGCCCAGAGCGCCCACCUCUACCUCCGCAGCCUCGAGCACCUGCGCGCCGCCAUCGCCGCGCCCGUCACCCGCCUGAGCGACGACGCGCUGGCCGCCUGCCUGGCCCUCGGCGUCUACGAGCUGACGGAGAAGCCCAUCACCUCCUCCUCCUCCAGAAGACGCCCACGGGAGGAGGAGGGCGGGGGCGCCGCGUACGCCAAGCACGUGGCCGGCGCAAUGAUGCUGCUCGAGCUCCGCGGGCCGGACGCGCACGACACCCCGCUCGCGCACAGCCUGUUCCUCGGCCUCCGCCGGCACAGCGUCAUCACCACGCUCAUCCGGCGCGCCGACAGCUUCCUCUCCGACGACGCAUGGCGCGCGCGGCCCUGGCGCGUCUACCCGAAGAACAUCCUCGACCGGUGCCUCGACUGCGUGCUGGACCUGCCGCCGCUGCAGCGCCUCGCCGACGACAUGCCACGCGGCGGCGGCGGCGGCGGGGUGGCAGACGAACUCGUGGAAAAGUGCACCGCGGUGUUGGCGAGGCUGGAGGAGUGGCACGGCGCGUUUGAGGCGCAGUUGGUCGGCCCGCCGUACUGGUCGCGCUUCAGCACGCUGGGCGACGACGGUGGCGAGACGCCGUUCCCGGUGUCGUUUGCGUUCCCGACGUUUGGCACGGCGUACCUGCUGAUGACGUACUGGUCGGGCGUCAUGGUCAGCCACUGGCUGCUGUUCGUCGCCUACCGCAGCCUCGCCGAUGAUGAGGAUGAUGCGCGGCUACGCGCACGACGGCAGGAGCACAGGGAGGCCUGGGUCGCCAUGGCGCGGAACCUGUGCCAGAUGACCGAGUACCUGCUCGGCGACGGCAUGGGCAAGGUGAGCCUCACGGUUGCACUGGCGGUGCUGGAGGGCGCCAUGGCUAUGUUCCGCGACGGCACGCCAGACUGGGAGAGGGAGAAGGCCUGGGUUGCGGAGAUGAUUGACCGGACGGUUGGGAAGCUCGGUGAAGGCGAGCAUUGUGGUGGCGGGGUGGUGGCCGCAGGCGGCGUGCUCGCAAUAUAG